This is a messenger RNA of Triticum turgidum subsp. durum (durum wheat), 975 nucleotides long. Lineage: Eukaryota; Viridiplantae; Streptophyta; Magnoliopsida; Poales; Poaceae. The record is from the annotation of a GenBank genome assembly.
AUGCUAGCCAUGGACCAGCACCAGGAGGAGUCUUGUGUUCCCCCAGGGUUCAGGUUCCACCCCACAGAGGAGGAGCUGGUGGGGUACUAUCUGGCCAGGAAGGUGGCCGCCCAGAAUAUUGAUCUCGGAAUCAUCCAGGAGGUCGAUCUCUACCGGACCGAGCCAUGGGACCUCCAAGAGAAGUGUGGCGGCGGCAGGGGAGGACGGGGAACGCGUCAAGUGACCGCGGACGAGCAGUCAUCGUCGGAGUGGUACUUCUUCAGCUUCAAGGACCGCAAGUAUCCAAGCGGCAUGCGCACCAACCGCGCCACGGCGGCCGGAUUCUGGAAGGCCACCGGCAGGGGCAAGCCGGUGACGUCAUCGAGGAGCCGCAGCGUCAUUGGCAUGAGGAAGACGCUCGUCUUUUACAGGGGCCGCGCCCCCAAUGGUAGGAAAACCGACUGGAUAAUUCACGAGUACCGUCUCCAAACCAGCGAGCACGGCCCCACCCAGGAGGAAGGUUGGGUGGUGUGCAGGGCGUUCCAGAAGCCAACCCCGAACCAGAGGCAAUCCUACACGUUCCCAGCAUAUGCCACUGCUCUGGGCCUCGGGGGCUACUACGAUGCGCGGCCCUGCCUACACGGCCAAGGCGGUAACCUCCAUUACCUGCAUAGCGCUGCUUCCACUGCCGGAGCUGGCGGCCUUUGCUUCCCCGGCCAGAGUGCCCAGUACUCCUCCGAGGACACGCUGGAGUGCAAGAAGGGCAUCUUCAACAACAUCCCACAGCUCAUCCAGAGCCCGCCGCCAGCGACCGCCUUUGCUGGUUGUAGUGAAGCCGGAUACGACGUAGUCCAGCCCAAACUAGCAGCGACAGGCAUCGACUGGAACUUCCUGGACAUCUUGUUUUCAACGUCGCUGCUCCCCGACUCCUCCGCAGCCAGUGCUGCCUCAAACCUUCAGCUUCCCCUACACCAAUCAUCGCUAAUUUAUGAGUGA